UUUGCAAGAGUUGGUAAUAAAGAUAACAUUUACACUAGUCAAAACGCACAUCCAUUCUACUUUUUUAUGACAGCAAAACUGAUAACUUCCGAAUAACUGGUUCGGAAUUCAUACCACGAAAAAACCAGGAUCAACUGGAUCAACUGGUAGUACAGCCAGCCGAGAAUAUGCAUAGUGUAAUCAAAACCAUCCAAAAGACCAUCACCAAGCGACAGCAUAAGCUGAUUGACUAUGAUCGAUACCGUACAUCACACCAGAAAUUUAAAAACAUGGCUGAUCGAAGCCCUAGUGAGGACAAACAAGUGUACAAGCUUGAAGGCCAACUGGAGACUGCCACGCAGGACUACGAGUACCUGAACGACAUGUUGAAGCAGGACUUGAUGCGGUUUUUCCGCCUGGCUAGCUCAUUUAUCGGCCCUGUCCAAGAAAACUUUUACAGCAUCCAGUGCCGGGUGAUAGGUGGCAUGUAUGGUCGGAUAUACGAGGUAGUGGAUAGUCAUCGUGAAUACUUUGUCACACUUGACCAGCCAUUGGAGGACGGAUUCCAGUGGCGAAUGAGACAGCGGGAUGUCAAGAGUGAGCUUGAACAGCUGGAUGUGCUGAAGAAGGGUAGCAGUUUGAACGGGAAUCUGGUUCGGCCGGAGCAAGCGACGCUUCAAGAACGCGCUGCAGCGAAACAGCAACAGCAGCAGUACCAAGAACAACAGCCACCGCCGUACUACCAGCAGCAGCAUGCGCCAUUGGCAGACCCGGUGGCACCAUCAUCGGCACAGCAGCGAAGAGCGCCACCACCGCCUCCACCCAAGCCUCGUAUGAAAGAGGUUGUGGUUGCACUGUACGACCUGGACGCACAGCAGGAAGGGGACCUGUCGAUCCGGAGCGGUGACAGAAUUGAGAUAGUGGAAAAGACGGAUAACACAAUGGACUGGUGGAAGGGUCGGAUUGGUGACCGCGAGGGCAUGUUUCCAGGUAAAAUUCCAUCAGAUAACGGGGGGGGGGGAAAGUUUGCCAUGUGGCAAGAAGCAAAUGGAAACUCACCCUUCUGUCUGUUCUUUCCCCACUCAGCCAACUAUGUGGAACCAAGCCUGUGAAGCCCAGUAUGUAUAACACUCAUACAAUGGACGGUUGCACAAGCAUCAUGCCCUUCCUUUCCCUCCUUUCCUCACCCGUCAUACAUACCAGACGGGUUCAUUUCUCUUUUCCCUUACUUUCUGCUCUUUAACCUUGUUUUCCUCCUUUCAUUUCAUUUAAGCGUGGGGAUGCGGGGGGUGGGGCGGGAAUAUCAUACAACCACGUUGUCUCCAGCAAUACCGAUUGCGUCUGUUUCACACUCACUUGUCGGUU
Zychaea mexicana is the source of this 1344-nucleotide messenger RNA. RefSeq lists its product as uncharacterized. Bases 168 to 1091 code for a protein of 307 amino acids. Lineage: Eukaryota; Fungi; Mucoromycota; Mucoromycetes; Mucorales; Lichtheimiaceae. Gene Ontology annotation, molecular function: lipid binding; protein binding. The transcript has 2 exons. Gene Ontology annotation, biological process: actin cortical patch localization; endocytosis; plasma membrane tubulation. Gene Ontology annotation, cellular component: actin cortical patch; Rvs161p-Rvs167p complex; mating projection tip. The record is from RefSeq and is a predicted model, not a curated record.